Molecule: messenger RNA, 2606 nt
Organism: Coregonus clupeaformis (lake whitefish)
Lineage: Eukaryota; Metazoa; Chordata; Actinopteri; Salmoniformes; Salmonidae
Product: CYFIP-related Rac1 interactor A-like
Exons: 12
Coding region: 463-1437 (324 amino acids)
Biological process (GO): regulation of actin filament polymerization
Molecular function (GO): small GTPase binding
Source: RefSeq, a predicted model, not a curated record
GAGAGAGAGAGAGAGAGAGAGAGAGCGAGAGAGAGUACACAGCGUUCUAUUUCUUAUAGACUAACAGCUGCUGAGUUAGCGAGCAGAGAGAUACUGAGUGAGCGAGCAGAGAGAGAUAGAGAAGAGAGAGACAGAGAGACAGAGAGAGAGUGGCUGUGUGGCGUGAGGAGGCUGUGUUUAGGAGAAGCCCACUGGCUCACAAGGAUAAAGGAAGAGAGAAAAAAACACAAACGCUUUUAUUUUUUCUCUUCUUUACCUAGAAGGUUCUUUGUCCUUCUCUCAUUUUGUUUCAUCCUCCUUUCACCUCGGUCCGGCGGAAGGGCGAACAGCACAACCGGAGUCGCGCUCCAGCACGUUCAGCCGGUGGUGGAAGCUGAUGCUGUAGUGUGGGUGUUGAGCUGAGAGGCCCUGGUUGAUGCAGUGAAGAGCUCUAUCAGGACAAACGAGAAGCGAAGGAGAUUCAUGGGUAACCUCCUGAAAGUGCUGGCUUGCUCCGAACUUGAGCAUGGCCCAAUAGUUUUCCUUGACUUUGAACAUGCCCAGCCUACAGAGGCAGAGACGGCGGUGUGGAACCAGGUCAGUGCUGUGCUGGAGGAGGCCCACUGCAUCCUGGCCGAACUACAGUCUUACAACGGGGCGGGACAGGAGAUACGAGAGGCCAUCCAGAACCCAGGUGAUCUGCAGCUACAGGAGAAGGCCUGGAAUGCAGUUUGCCCCCUGGUAGCCAAGCUCAAACGCUUCUACGAGUUCUCCCUCCGACUGGAAAAUGCCCUGCGUAGCCUGUUGGAGGCGCUGACGAGUCCUCCCUACGCUCCCAUGCAGCACCUGGAGAGAGAGCAGGCCCUGGCCAAACAGUUCGCUGAGAUACUCCACUUUACCCUCAGCUUCGACGAACUAAAAAUGACAAACCCAGCCAUUCAGAAUGACUUCAGCUACUACAGGAGGACCAUCAGUAGGAACAGGCUGAACAACCAGCAGUUGGAGGCGGAGAACGAGGUGAACAAUGAGAUGGCCAAUCGGAUGUCUUUGUUCUACGCCGAGGCCACACCCAUGCUGAAGACCCUGAGUAACGCCACCACCAAGUUUGUGUCAGAGAAUAAGACCUUACCCAUUGAAGACACCACAGACUGCCUGAGCACCAUGGCCUGUGUGUGUCGCGUCAUGCUGGAGACCCCUGAGUACCGUUGUAGGUUCACCAACACAGACACCAUGUUGUUCUGUAUGCGGGUGAUGGUGGGAGUAAUCAUCCUGUAUGACCACGUCCACCCUGUAGGAGCCUUCGCCAAGACCUCCAAAAUAGAUAUGAAGGGCUGCAUCAAGGUGCUGAAAGAGCAGCCGUCCAACAGCGUGGAGGGACUACUGAACGCACUGAGGUAUACGACCCGACAUCUAAACGACGACAGCACCUCUAAACAAAUCAGGGCUCUUCUCCAAUGAGAGUGGGAGGAGCAGAGAGAGAGAGAGAGAGGGAAGGAAGGAGAGAGAGCGCACAUGGAGGGAGAUGAAGAAGAACAAGUGACUGUGGUGGCUGAAUCCCGUUUGUUUACAAGAAUGCAAAGCAAAAUGAUCAGGUCUGAUGAUGUGAGGAAAAUAACAAGUCUGUCUCAUUUUGUAAAAAAUAAAAAUGAAGGAAGAGAAUCUAUAGAGAUAUAUAUGAAAGAGAAAACUAGCGGAAACACAAUAAAACGAAACAAGUGCUACCAGAUGGAAAUAUGACUAAAGAAGAAGAUCAAGGAGGAAAAAGCUAAAUUAGAAAAAAUCUACGGUCAGGAAACAAAACUGGAACAAAAACUGAAAAAUAAACACAAAAAGUUCUGUGCAACAACGUUAGUCUGAAAAAUAUUUUUUGCACUUGCGUAGAAUAUAAACGGCGCUAUCUGUCAGUCUCCAAGUACUUCAGCGCUUUCACAUCAAUGCAGAUUAAGGAAAAGGGGAUAAAGGAGACAUGGAGGGGAACAUAUUUUAGUGUAUUGACAUGCGCCCAGACACUCCAUUUAGAUUCUAACGCUGUUUCCUCAUCAUACACCCCCCACCCCACCCACUUGCAUCGUAACCAUGGGAACUGUGGGUGUUCUUGGCACUAGUAUGCAAUGCUAUGCCGUAAAUGGAGUUUUUGAAGAAUUAUGGUGAUUCAGACCUCUUUAUGGUGCUAAAAUAUUUAAAUUAUCCACGUAAAAGCGUACACAACGUUUCAUACACCUAGUGCCAAAGCUAUUGAAUCAUCAGCAGGUGAGGAUUGGGUUAAGGAGAUACUGACUGCUAGCCUUGUAACACCACUUGAUAUCUAUCUUUAGGGGUUUAAGGAGACACUGACUGCUAGCCUCGUUACACCACUUGACAUCUAUCUUUAGGGGGUCCGAAAGGAUCCAGGACAUCAAAGUCUAUUGCUCCAAUCCCAACACAGCCAACCAGCCAUCAGUAAGACAUUCUGUACAUUGUGAAAGAAAAGACUAUCAUCUUCAGUGUGCCAUCUUGGAUGUUUUGGGCAGGGGCGCAACUUUCACAGGGCACAUUCUAAAAUGUCAUUUUUGUUCCCCCCAGUUUUAUCAUUGGAAUGUGAUACAAAACAAGGCUACGUGUGCUUUAGGACCAUGCGGACGCCUCCA